AUGGGAAAACUACCAGUAAUUGAGUUGUUCUUACUCUCACUUUGCGACUUAGUAAUCUCAGUUUCCACUGGGAGCAGUGAUGGCCACUUGGUUACUUGCUUGGCCUCUGAUCGUGAAGCCCUCAUGGACUUCAAAAGUGGGCUUCAUGAUCCAAAUAAUGUGCUAUCUUCAUGGAGGGGCAGUGACUGUUGUGAAUGGCACGGAAUAGAGUGCGACAACAGUACAAAAGCAGUUGUUGCAGUUGAUCUCCACAAUCCGUAUGGGUUUGAUGACAGGUAUGCGUUCUGGAACUUGAGCGGUGAGAUAAGACCAUCUUUGAUGAAGCUCAAGUCAUUAAGGCUUUUAGACUUGAGUUUUAACAACUUUGAUGGCAUACCAAUACCUGAAUUCUUUGGUUCAUUGGAGAAUUUGCAGUAUUUGAACUUGUCAACUGCUGGUUUUAGUGGCCUCAUUCCUACACAUCUGGGAAACUUAUCUCACUUGAAAGUUCUUGAUCUUGGUUAUAGUGUCGGUGUCAAUGAAUUGUGUGCUGAUAAUUUCCAAUGGAUAACUGGCCUCGUCUCUUUAGAACACCUUGUUAUGAAUCAGGUUAACCUUUCGUUGGUGAAAGACUGGGCUGGUGCAUUAAAUCAACUUCCUUCUAUUGUUGAAUUGCAUCUAUCUGGUUGUUACUUGUCUGGUUAUAUUCCAUCAGUGCCUUCUUUGAAUUUUUCUUCACUUGUUGUCAUGGAUCUUAGCUUUAACAACUUCUAUUCAAAGAUACCCGAUUGGCUUGUAAAUGUAAGUAGCUUGCAACAUAUUGAUAUGACAGAAAGUAACCUGCAUGGAAGAAUACCGCUUGGUCUAGGAGAAAUGCCAAAUUUAGUGUCGUUGGAUUUAAGUCAGAAUUAUGAUCUUACAGCAAACUGUUCCCAACUCUUUCAAAAAAGAUGGGAAAAGAUACAAGUUAUUAAUUUUAGAGAAAACAUGGUGUACGGAAAACUUCCCUUGUCUUUGGGAGACAUGACUUCUCUCACUAGACUUGAUCUUGAUUCUAAUGCUAUUGAGGGUGGUAUUCCCAGCUCUAUUGGAAAACUUUGCAACUUGAAUAGUUUUUCUUUAUCGUGGAAUAAUAUGACAGGAAAUUUACCUGAAAUUCUUGAAGGAACACAAACCUGCCCUUUUAAGAAACCUCUACAUAAUUUGCAAUAUUUUGAUUUGGGCAUCAAUAAAUUGGGUGGUAAAAUCCCAUAUUGGAUAGGUCAACUAGAAAAUAUGGUUAAUCUUGACCUUAGUGAUAAUUUGUUUCAAGGACAUAUCCCUACUUCUUUCGGAUCGUUGCGAAAUCUUGUUACCUUGAACCUUCGAAAGAAUAAACUCGAUGGGAUUCUUCCAGAAAGUGUGGGACAACUUUCUCACCUAUCGGAAUUUGAUGUUUCUUCUAAUCAAUUGGGAGGCGUAAUAUCUCAAAUUCAUUUUUCAAAGUUGAUCAAUCUGGAUGUCCUAGACUUAUCCUCCAAUUUGUUCAUUGUGAACAUCAGCUCCAAUUGGAUGCCUCCAUUCCAAGUUGAAGCCCUUAUAAUGGGUUCAUGCAUUUUGGGACCUUCGUUUCCAUCUUGGCUCCAGUCACAGAAAGAGAUAAAAAUUUUAGACCUUUCAAAUGCUGGCAUUUCAGAUUCUAUACCAAAUUGCAACAACUUCAUUGGGAGGAUCCCUUCAAGCCUUGGAAAUUGUUCUAUGUUGGAUCAACUAGACCUUAGCAACAAUAGUUUGUCUGGGGCUAUUCCAAAUUCCUUAGGUCAAUUGCAAUGGCUCACGUUAUUGCACCUAAGUGACAACCGGCUCUCAGGAAAUUUACCACUAUCGUUUAUUAAUUUAUCCCAUUUGCAGACCUUGGACCUUCGUAACAAUGAGCUUUUCGGUGAAAUUCCUUCUUGGAUUGGAGAUAGAUUUGGCUUUCUUACAUAUCUUGACUUGAGAUCCAAUGCAUUCUUUGGAGAAAUACCUCAUGAGCUCUCAAAACUACGUUUAUUGCAAGUGCUGGAUCUUGGGGAGAAUGACUUGAGUGGUAACAUUCCAGCCAACUUUGGUGAUCUUAAAGCAAUGAUUCUAAACAAAAGUAGGGAGCGAGUAGGGCUCUGGAUUCAGGGUAUUGCAGUUAGACAGUCAAAUUAUGAUUAUUAUGGGAGAGAUCAAGAUAGGUUGGUUGUGAAUGCAAAAGGCCAGUCAUUGAUGUACACCACCACUCUUUAUCUAGUCACCAGCAUAGACCUUUCUGGAAACAACCUGUCUGGAAGAAUUCCCCAUGAAUUGACAAAACUAUCUGGUCUAACCUAUUUGAGCCUAUCAAGAAAUCACCUAACCGGCAGCAUUCCAUAA
Neltuma alba is the source of this 2358-nucleotide messenger RNA. Its product is annotated as receptor-like protein EIX1. Bases 1 to 2358 code for a protein of 785 amino acids. NCBI's taxonomy places the organism in Eukaryota, Viridiplantae, Streptophyta, Magnoliopsida, Fabales, Fabaceae. The transcript is spliced from 2 exons. The record is from RefSeq and is a predicted model, not a curated record. Gene Ontology annotation, molecular function: protein binding.